GAAUUUAAAUUUAAAUUAAAAAGUAAUGGAUUUUUAAACAAUUUUUUUUGAAUAAUUCCGAUUUUCUGUACGCGUGGAAAUGUGAAGUGAUCAUCGCUUUUUUUUAUUUGUAACGGAACACAUUCCGAAAAAGUUGCGAGAUAAUUUUGUGUUAAUUUGUGUGAUUAAAUUGAACGAAAUUAUCCGAUUUAUAGUUGAAUUAGCCGAAAAUGAUGGCGAUUGAUUGAAAUAAAACAACAACAAAUAUGAUCGUUGUGGAAUUUUCAGAUGCUAUUGAUAGUUAAUAGAGAUCAUUAUUUACAUAGCACGCUUUAAAUCAAUCGACAAAAUGAAAAUCAACAACAACGGCAUCCAAUGAAAAUCAAAAAGGAUUAUUAUUUCGGAAAAUUUGAAUGGCAUGGGGCAUGAUAUGUAUUGCUGCAUGUAAAGUACACCAAAUUUUAAAAAUAGCUACAGUGUUUGCGCGCGAGAGAGAUCUCUUUUUUUUCGCUCCCACUCCGAGAGUGCAUCGUGUGUGCAAAUAAACACCAUUCAAUAAAAAUAAUUUCAGACCGAGAGAGAGAGAAACUGCAAAAAAUUCGUAGCACAUGCACUCUGCUGCGUUUGUGACUAAAUCGCGAAAGGGACGAGAACAAAAACAAAUAAACCAAAAUGUGUGAAAUAAGUAAGCAACACGAUAGAGACGAAGAAAAAAAGAAAAAAAAUGAACGCAAAAAUAUUUAAUUAUUUAAAAAAAUAAAUGUCCCGUUGUAAACAAAAUUAAAAUAAAAUAAAAGGAAAGAAAAACACACACUCAUACACCAAACGAUAUAUAAAGCCAAUUUUUUGCUUGUCACAGUGCUAAACAGGAUUUUAACAUUCACAACAAUAAAUACGAACAGAAAAAAAACUAACCGACAACAACUUUUAUGACUUUGGCUAUGAAGAAAGAUUGUGUUCGUGAGACAAGAAUGAAAGAGAAAAAAAGUAGUGUGUGUGUGUGUCAUAAAAACGGAAAAAUUCAAGGAGAUUUCUUGUAAUAGAUGGAAAUUUGAUAUUUAAUUUGAUCAUUCUCUGAGUAACAUAUAGCGCAAAAAAAAACAAGACCGACAAGAUAGUCGUAAACAACGUGACUCAACGGAUUUCAACAGAAUUUUUUUGUCAGCCAUAAAUAUAUGCAGAUGCUCUCGAAUCUCUUAGAAGAGAAUGUCCGCAAAAACAUCACCACUAUUGAUGAAGAUUAAAAAAGAAGUUAACGAAGAAAUCAAGGAAUACGCUGAAUCAGCGAUGAAUGAGCUGCUCGGCUGGUAUGGAUACAACAGUAAUAGUAACAACGACCAAUCAACUGAACGAUUCAAUAGUUUAACAAACACCAGAAUGUCAACACCCAAUUUUGCACAAUGUUUAUCGCAGUCAACGACUGGUGGUGGUAGUGGCGGUGCUAGUGCAUGUCUCGUUAAAAAUGGAAAACUAACGAAAAGCCUAUCGAUGGACGAUAUCGAUGAUACAACCGAUAGCAUGUCGGCUGUUGAUGAGCUGGCAAAGAUGUCACCGCAAAUGAAUAAAGACGGUGUUACAACAGCAAUAACCGAUAUCACCUCUGAAAAGUCACCGCUCAGGUCACACACACAAUACUCAGAUGAAUGUGGCUGGUGUAAGCGAGUUAUACCAAUUGGUUCAUCCGAAUUUUCGGCAACAUCGGAAGGAUUGAAAUUCUGUUCGGAAUCAUGUUUCUCGCAAAGUCGUCGAUCGGCAUACAAACAGAAAAAGACUUGUGAUUGGUGUAAACAUAUUCGUCAUGCAGUUAGCUAUGUGGAUUUUCAAGAUGGUGCAUCACAACUACAAUUUUGCUCCGAUAAAUGUUUGAAUCAAUAUAAAAUGCAAAUUUUUUGCAAAGAAACACAAGCCCAUUUGGAUUUAAAUCCACAUUUAAAGGAUACCGCCAAAUCAUCGAAUGAAAAUUUAAUUACACCCGAACUCUGGAUGCGAAAUUGUCGAAGUCGGUCAUUGACACCGGAUCAAAGAUCAAAUGAUUCUCGAACAACAACCGAAUCACCCAUUACAAUAACGGUGGCCAGCACUAAUACAGUGCCUACGAUAAAAGUAGCGCCCGCAUCAAAGUUACUAUUGUGCGAUCGCGAUACGAUAAAACGACAAUCACGAGAUGAAUCAACAACCGAAUUGAAAAACUAUUCACAUUUUACGACGCAAAAAACACGAACGCUACGAAAACGUCGUACAAAUCAACGACUCAGCUCAAAUUCAAGCAGUAUUAUUUCAAAUCUAUCGGAAAAUACAAACAAUAAUGAUAACAACAAUGAAAAUCGAAACAUACAUGCAAAACUGCAUCAUUCGUCACCGAUUGAGAAAAAUCGCAUAAAUAAUUUGUUGCAACCGUCGAUGAUGUCAAGUAUGCCUGCUGUUUCAAAUAUUUCACCGUCAUCUUUGGCAACAGUGAAAAAUCCACAGAUUGAUGAUCCAAGUGCAACCGCAUUUUUGCAACGUUAUCAAUUAAUGUCACAACAAGGACCACCGCCGCCGCCGCCACCUACCAAUUUUAUUACAAUGUCCGAAAAUCGAUCAUUACAAAAUGCACUUCGACAAUCGGCACCAUUUAUUGCACCAUUAAUUUCGAAUCAUGGUUAUCCGGAUGGUGGUCAUCAUUUAUCGCCGCAUUCAUAUCCAACUGAACCAAUGCAAAUUCCGUUGACAAAAUUAUUACCAAUGCAACCACAGCGACAACAACGCGUCGAACCGUCAUCUACUUCUGGCACCGGUCGAAAGCCGGCUUUUGUAACCGAACAUAAUCCCAUUUAUUUUAUGCAACAACAUCAAAAAUCACAAGCUCUCAAUGAUUUUGUAAGCCAUGUAUUUGGAACGGUAACGCCACCAUCAACAAUUUUAAUGCCAUAUCCUGUUAUUUUGCCCAUACCGAUACCGUUGCCAAUUGAAGCAUUUUUAAAAGUUGCCGAAUUAAGAAAGUUGCCAAAUGAUAAGCCAAAUUCGAACGGACAACAGGAUCAUCGACACAGCCAUAGCUGUACGAAUGACGAAGAAAGCCAUGAUAUUAAAGCGAAUUCAAAUGAUCAACCGCUCGAUUUUACAAAAGAUACCAUUCGCAAUGAAGAAUUUAAAUUGACCGACGAUGAAUCGGACAAUGAAGAUGCAAACGCAACAUCAAGUGCAAACAAAAAUGAUGCUGGUGGCAAAGGUGACACAAUGAACAAAUUUCGAGUGUGUCAACAAUCUAUAAAACGUGCUGGUACAUUUACCAAAGACCAAAAAUCCGAGAAUAAUCGACCAUUGCGUAAACGAAAGCGAAUCAUUGACUGCGAUUACAUGCGAUUGAAAGAUGUUAAUUGUAAUUCAACAUCAAACGAUUCAAAAAAAUCCAUUCAAAAUUGAACGAAUAUUUAGAAUAUAAUCAUUAUCUCAUUGUAGGGUUGCUAAACACAAUUAUUUGAAUUUUAUAUUAACUUUAAAGAAAACAAAAUUAUGUUCAAUGUAAAACAAUGAAAAUAAAUGGGCGAAAGAAGAACAAACACUAUAAAUUUAAGUUGAAUA
Molecule: messenger RNA, 3543 nt
Organism: Contarinia nasturtii (swede midge)
Lineage: Eukaryota; Metazoa; Arthropoda; Insecta; Diptera; Cecidomyiidae
Gene: Sobp
Product: sine oculis-binding protein homolog A
Exons: 4
Coding region: 1186-3384 (732 amino acids)
Biological process (GO): animal organ development
Cellular component (GO): nucleus
Source: RefSeq, a predicted model, not a curated record